This is a messenger RNA of Paramecium tetraurelia, 1107 nucleotides long. RefSeq lists its product as uncharacterized. The record is from RefSeq and is a predicted model, not a curated record. Gene Ontology annotation, molecular function: protein binding; RNA binding. The transcript is spliced from 5 exons. Gene Ontology annotation, cellular component: catalytic step 2 spliceosome. NCBI's taxonomy places the organism in Eukaryota, Ciliophora, Oligohymenophorea, Peniculida, Parameciidae.
AUGUCUUACGGAAAUAAGAUAAUCCCAAGUGUUCCCAAAUUCACAGAGUUUAAGGACUACACUUCUAGUCAAGUUUUGUAGAUGCACACACCCCAUUUAUUAUAGAAAUAACAUAAAUAAGAUCUAGUCUUAUCAUCUGACUAUCAAAUGGAAGUAGAACCCUCCAAAAAAUAUACAUUAUAAUCAGCACAUAUGCAACUAACCGGACAUCAGAGUGAAGUGUAUUGUGUGAAGUACUCUCCAAAUGGAGACUAUCUCAUAACAGCUGGAUUUGAUAAGAAAAUAUUAAUUUUGGAUAUUUAUAACAAUUGUACUAAUCUGGGGAUUUUGGGAAGCCAUAAAAAUGCUAUUCUUGAUGUUGCAUGGUAAUAUGAUGGAGUCAGAUUAUUCACAGCGUCAGCUGACAAGACUGUUUAAAUUUGGGAUAUGGAAACAUAUUUGCCCUUAAAAAAAUUGAAAGGACAUUAAAGUUAUGUUAAUUGUUGUUAUCCUUCAAAAAGAGGACAAGACCUUUUGGCAACUGGAGGGGAUGAAGGCUAUACAAAAGUAUGGGAUUUAAGAACUAGAAAAUUAGCUUUUGAAAUUCAAGGCAAGUAUCCUAUCACAAGUGUUUGUUUCACUGAAAAUGGAGAGAGACUCUACACUGGUUGUUUGGACAAUAUCAUUAGAUGUUAUGAUGUUAGAAAAUAAGAAAUUGAAUAUACUUUAGAUAAUCACACAGAUACUGUCACAGGAUUAGCAAUUAGUAAUGAUGGUUCCUACUUAUUGAGUAAUUCAAUGGAUAUGACUGUUCGUACCUUUGACAUUAGACCUUAUGUUUAAGGAAAAAAUAGAUAAGUUAGAGUAUUCACAGGAGCAACUGCAAAUACGGCAGAAAAGAAUUUACUUAGAUGUUCAUGGAGUCAUGAUGAUUCGUAUGUGUCUGCAGGAUCUGCUGAUAAGAAUGUUUAUAUUUGGGACUUCAACUCAAAGAAGGUUAUUCAUAAAUUAGGAGGCCAUUAAGGCACUGUAAAUGAAACAGCAUUUAGUCCAAAGGAUAAAUUAAUAGCCUCAGCUAGUAAUGAUAAAACAGUAAUAAUUGGUGAAAUCCCAGAUGUAACUUUGUGA